Molecule: messenger RNA, 5978 nt
Organism: Pundamilia nyererei
Lineage: Eukaryota; Metazoa; Chordata; Actinopteri; Cichliformes; Cichlidae
Gene: vcpip1
Product: valosin containing protein (p97)/p47 complex interacting protein 1
Exons: 3
Coding region: 332-3859 (1175 amino acids)
Biological process (GO): endoplasmic reticulum membrane fusion; protein K48-linked deubiquitination; Golgi reassembly
Molecular function (GO): cysteine-type deubiquitinase activity
Source: RefSeq, a predicted model, not a curated record
ACGCGUUUUACUGUUUGAGUUUCUCGCGUUUCCAGCUAAUGUUCGAACAGGGAAAAGAUAAAAAUGCAGUCAUUUUGAUGCUGGUGCGUAGUUGUUUAAACAUAGAUAAAGAGAAAAAAACUACAAAUCCCAGUAACUGACGUCAUUACGUAUGUACGUCUAGCAACGGCGAACAGCUAAAGGAAAAAACAGCCGCUUCCGUGUUGUUCUUGUGUUAUUUUGUAAAAUAACUGUCGUUAGCGGAGUCAAAGCUCGCCUGACAGCCUCGCCGGAGUGUGAAUAUCAUGGUUUUGUGAAGCUGACACACAGCGUCAGCCUUUUUUCAGCCAAAAUGUCGCUGCUGCAGAGCUCAAAGAAAAAAGACAAGCGUAUUUUGUCUGGUACCUGCCCAGACCCGAAAUGUCAGGCGAGGCUUUUCUUUCCUGCUUACGGCUCCGUUAGCAUCGAGUGUACCGAGUGUGGUCAGCGCCACGAGCAGAAGAACCUGCAGAACGUUGAGGAAGUCACCGACCCCGAUGUCGUGCUUCACAAUCUGCUCAGAAACGCCCUGCUCGGCGUCACCGGGGCCCCGAAGAAGGGGACCGAGCUGGUGAAAGUGAUGGGGCUUUCUAACUACCACUGCAAGCUGUUGUCGCCCGUGCUCACCAGGUAUGGCAUGGACAAACAAACCGGCAAAGCCAAGCUUCUGAGGGAGAUGAACCAAGGGGAGAUGUUUGACUGUUCCAUCCUGGGAGACAGAGCUUUUCUCAUUGAGCCGGACCAUGUUUCCACCAUAGGCUAUGGCAAAGAUAGGUCAGGGAGCCUUAUAUACCUCCACGACACUCUGGAGGAGGUGAAGAAAGCCAACGGCAACAGAGAGUGUCUCAUCCCGGUGCAUGUGGACGGAGACGGGCACUGCCUGGUCCACGCUGUGUCCAGAGCCCUGGUGGGGAGAGAACUGUUCUGGCAUGCCCUCCGUGAAAACCUCAAACAGAACUUCAAGCAGAAUCUGGAACGCUACAAGGCACUUUUUCAGGACUUUAUAGAUGCUGCAGAGUGGGAGGACAUCAUCAACGAGUGUGACCCUCUUUUCAUCCCACCUGAAGGCGUACCCCUUGGACUACGCAACAUCCACAUAUUUGGCUUAGCCAACGUCCUCCACCGACCCAUAAUUCUCCUGGACUCCCUGAGUGGGAUGAGGAGCUCCGGGGACUAUUCUGCCACCUUCCUGCCUGGACUGGUGCCGGAGGAGCAGUGCAAGGGGAAAGAUGGGAAGCUGAACAAACCCAUCUGUAUCGCUUGGAGCAGCUCCAGCAGGAACCACUACAUCCCUCUGGUGGGAAUCAAGAACACGGUGCUGCCAAAGCUGCCACCCCGUCUGCUGCCAAAGGCCUGGGGCGUCCCUCAGGACCUCAUCAAGAAGUACAUCAAGUUAGAAGCGGAUGGGAGCUGCGUGAUUGGCGGAGAUCGCAGCCUGCAGGAUAAAUAUCUGAUGAGGCUAGUUAACGCCAUGGAGGAGGUAUUUAUGGAGAAGCACAGCAUCCACCCGUCGCUGGUGGCUGACGUGCACCAGUACGUCUACAGGAGGACUGGCGUGAUUGGCAUCCAUCCAGAGGAGGUCACAGAGGCGGCAAAGAAGUCAGUGAUGGAAAAUCGGCUGCAUCGCUGCCUGAUCUGUGGCGCCCUUUCUGAGCUCCACAUCCCACCGGAGUGGCUGAUUCCCGGCGGUAAGCUCUACAACUUAGCCAAAUCCACACACGGCCAGCUGCGGCCGGAUAAGAACUACAGUUUCCCCCUCAACAACGUGGUCUGCUCUUACGACCCCCAAAGGGAUGUUCUCCUCCCAGACUACAAACUGAGCUCCCUCAACACCUGCAACUGGUGUCACGGCACGUCAGUCCGCCAUAUCCGUGGAAACGGCUCGGUGGUUUAUCUGGAUGGGGACAGAACCAACACCCGCUCCCAGGGAGGGAAGUGUGGGUGUGGCUUCAAACACUACUGGGAGGGGAAGGAGUAUGACAACCUCCCCGAAGCCUUCCCCAUCACGUUGGAGUGGGGGGGUCGGGUGGUGCGAGAGACAGUGUACUGGUUCCAGUAUGAGACUGACCCUUCAUUGAACAGCAACGUGUACGAUGUGGCCAUGAAGCUCGUCACAAAGCACUUCCCGGGCGAGUUUGGCAGUGAGAUCCUGGUGCAGAAAGUGGUCAACACUAUCCUCCAUCACACGGCCAAGAAGAACCCGGACGAAUACAACCCCGUGUCCAUUGACGGGGCUCAUGUCCAGCGCCUCACUGAUGCCUCAGAGUCUCAGCAGCCGGCGGACCCCCAGCCGCCCACAAAGAUCAUCCUGACGGGACAGAAAGCGAAGACGUUGCACAAGGAGGAGCUAACGAUGAGCCGAGCAGAGCGCAGCAUCCAGCAGAGCAUCAGCGAGCAGGCCUUCGUCACCCAGAAGCGUCGGACUGACAAACUGAAGCAGGAGCAGAAAGGCCAGGGCCGGACUUCUUCACCCGGAGGCUCUCCAGAAACCUCCUCCUCUUCAGCUCCAGCCACACCCACCAAGUCCUCCUCCCCGUCUUCUUCCAGUAAGGAGAAAAAGAUUCGCGUGACUACGAGCGACGGCAGACAGGCCAUGCUGACUCUGCAGGCCCACACGACCUUCUCUGAGCUGCAGAGGAGCAUCAGCAACCAGUUCAGCGUGCCGCCGGCGCAGCAAUGCAUCCGCUACGGUUUCCCACCUAAGGAGUUGGUCCCACCAAAAGAUGGUGAGGAAAACGAGCCAGUGGCGCUGCAGCAUGGUGACAGGGUGACUGUGGAGAUCCUAAAAGGCCCAGAGGACAAGAGCCCUGCGGCCUCCAUUCCCCGAGCCUCCAGCUCGCACUCUGCCCUGCAUUCAGUGAAGAGCGAGGACGCCGUGACGCCCGGAAGAAUGAGCAGCCGGGAACUCCAGGACAGCAUCGACCUUGAGAUGUCCUCCCUCUGUCUCCUAGCAACGUUGAUGGGUGAGGAUGUUUGGUCGUACGCAAAGAAGCUGCCACACUUAUUCCAGCAGGGCGGCGUCUUCUACAACAUCGUUAAGAAAGACAUGGGCCUGAUGGACGGGAAGCACUGCACGCUGCCUCACCUCACAGGGAAAACCUUUGUUUAUAAUGCAGCAGAGGAGCGUUUAGAGCUCUGCGUGGACGCUGCCGGUCACUUCCCUGUUGGGCCUGAUGUAGAGGAACUGGUGAAGGAGGCCCUGGUGCAGCUACGCUCUGAGGCAUCCGGUAGGGGCAGUAGAGAGGGUAGUCCCUCUCAUGGCGUGCUGCGGCUGGGCAGCGGUGGCGUUGUUCGUAAAAAGGAGCAGCUGCAGAGUGUCACAGCCUUUCAGGGAAAAGGCCACUCUCUGGGCAGCGCCGGAGGCUCCUCACCACCAGAACACCGCCCUAUCACACGACAGCACAGCAGUGGCGUGGACCUGAGUGCCAGCGUGUCCCGAGGACCCCCGGACCUGUCGGACAUCCCCGAGGACACCACCAGGGAGCUGGUCCGCAUGGCUCCAGGCUUCGUCACCAUGAAGGACGGCCGUGGACUCGACCCCAGCCUGAUGGAGCAGCAGCGAAGGAAGCUGCAGGAAAUGGUGUCCUCCAUCCAGGCCUCCAUGGAGCGGCACCUGAAAGAGCAGCAGAGCACCGCCUCCGGGGGUAGGGCUGCCCAGGAGCCGACGGCUGGAAGCCAGGCGGGUGAGGACCAGUCGGUGUCCACGGCCGACCACAAACCGCCAGCUGCAGUGUCGACAACGGCAGCCAUCAAACCUGAGCAGAAGGUGGAGGAACCGGAGGAGAUGGACAGCCAGGACGCCGGGCAGAGUAACGCCACCGAACCCAUGGAUCACUCCUGAUCACGCCUGAGCCCCAGCACCGCCCCACCCCCGCACCCGCCUGACCGGCAUCUGUGGGUCAUAACACCUCAGGUCGGAUCCUCAAGCUUUGGUCUUCAUCGUGUUGCGUUGUCUUUACUGCAUGACUAAGAGCGGGCCGACUGUCCUCGCCGCUGCGAACUCCAGGUGGGACAGCCGUCGAUGAAGCGAUAUAUUGUGACGCGGUGUCUGCGAUAUGUCAUCGAUUCACCCGUUUCACAGAUCUGUUGCAGAAGCCGUUGCCAUGUGUGUUUACACUGUAUCCACUGUAGCUCGCCUGUCAGCACCGCUCUAUGAAAAUUUAACACGGUAAUGAAUAAAUACAACGAUGUGAUCCCCACGUUGAUUCAAAAUAAGUUUUUCUCUUAAGUUGAUGAUGUAUCGUGAACAACUGUCUCACAGUAUAUCGCAGAGUCGUCCAUAAGGUGACGGGAUUCUGUCGUUAGGCCUGCAGUUCCCACCUGCAGACGUCUAAUCCUCUCGCUGUGAACACUUACGGAUCUCCGAGGAGGAAAAUCCGGUGAGACGCAUUCCUGUAGAUAGAAGAAGUCUUAAUCUGCCACCAGGAAGGAGAGUAGCUGGCCGCCGCCAGCGUCGCGUCCUGCAAACAUGCUUCCGUCAAAGUGCACGCUCUGAAAAGUGCACCGGCCUCCGUACGCAUCAACGCCUUCAGAAUCUGCUUUCCACCCUCCGUUUGUCUGAGCUCUGCAGGGAGAACUCUGAUCUGUGUUUGCUUGAUUGUCUGAAUCCUCCUUGAUGACUUUAUAUUUUUACCUUUUUGCCCCUCUAACCAUCACCAGUUUAAUGGUUUAUAUUCUAGAAAAAUCAGAAUGAAGCCCCUCACAACCUCCAGGCACAGAACUAACUGCAGUUUCUAUUUGUUGCAUCUAAAAUUUAACCGCACGCUCUCAUCUCCACGUGUGACAUAUUGCAGUUUUGUGUGAUGCCACCUGCGCCUCAACAUCAGUAAUAAGGCGUCUGUCGAUAUCUGUGCCUGUAGCAGUAUUGAACAUGUGCUGUGCGAGACCUCCAAAGUCCACAUGAGCUGGUUUGUUAGUACAAGUUGUUUGGUGGUCCGCGUCCCAUUUGGACCGUUGUGUUUUGCACUUUUAAUUUUUUCUUCUGUUUUGUUUGUUGUUUACUUGACAUUUGAUUUGCUUUUUAGGUUGAUUGUAUGGAAAAGAUGGCCUUGUUGUAUUUGUGCUCUUUUUAUGGCUUUUUGAGCAUCAGAUGAGUGUAACCAUAUUUAAAUGAGAAGUUUUAUUGCUCAGUUACCACCUAACAGUAGCUGGUUUGAGCAGAAAGCUGCAUCCAUAAGCUGCACACAGGCACAGAUGUCUGGUGAUUAAUGCUAAUCAACAGACGAAUAAAAUACUGGAACGGUCUCUUAGCUGAUGGGUCGCUCGUCACAAUUUUAAACGUCAUUGAAAAAUUCUCCAGAAUGCUCCAACAGCACAAACACAGUCGAGAGGUCCAGUUCAGUGACUCUGAUUAGCUGAAGUCUAACAGCUACACCUGCCUGUGUCACCACCCACCUGUCAGGGCCACGCCCCCAUUAAUGCAAACUUUAAGCCUUAUCAGCGUCCAAAUGAAUAAGUUAAAUACGAUUAACAUUGUUCACAGUUCAUCAAAUUUUUAAUAUUUUUACUCGAGUGGCCAUUAGCUUCAUUAAUGGAUGUUUCUGGUUGGUCGGGCUUAGUUUGGGUUCCUGUGUACCCCACUUCACUGCCAGUGUGUAAAUGUGGGUUUGACAAAAAGUGUUACGUGUUAAAAACAAGAACUAAUUUAUUUCUCACAUAUUUGUUCCAGCUGCAUUUUUAUUCACCUUAUGUAUCCCAGGUUAAAUAUUUUAAAUUUUUAACACCUAAAUUUAAGUUUCAUCUGAUCUCCAAACACUGCAGAUUCAUGAGAAUCUGUGUAACUGUAGCAAUAAAAUGCCAAAGAUGUGUUAGAGAUGCACAUGUAGUCAACAAGAGUCACUUAUGAUUUUUUUUACUAUAAAAUUCCCCAGACCUCCUCGACACGACGUGUUUGAACAUAAAUGUUACGAUCCACUCUGCUCUGGACUAUUUUGUGUUUGUUAUUAAAACUCUUAAAAUCA